AUGGGUGUUAAAAAAGCAAGGGGUCUUGUUUUUGGUGACUAUUCAUCAUCAUUUGACGAUCUUCGUUGGUAUGUUGAUCCCGCUAAUGCUUGCAAUCCGGGGAGUGUUUUUGAUAAGGAAUUUGAUAUUGAUAGUAAAGAAAGACAUUUCAAAUGCUUGUUUUUCUCUUUUGAGGCAUGUAUUCAUGGUUUCAAGUAUUGUAGGCCUGUGUUGAUGCUUGAUGGAACUUUCUUGAAAGGAAGACACAAAGGUUUAUAUCCGUUAUGUUUUGCUAUUGUUGAUAGUGAAAAUUAUGACAGUUGGCAUUGGUUCUUGUCAAAGUUAUUAGGCAUUUUGACUCUGAAGAGGGAUAUUGCGUUUUCUACUGAUCGACAUGGAGUGAAGAGUCGUGAAUCUAAAGAGUAUUUGCUUACUCUUUUUAGUAAAUGUGCAUAUGCUCCUACUAUUGAGUUGUUUAAUGAGCUAUUUGAAGAAUUUGAGGGUCGUUGUGGUCGUAGUGUUGAGAAGUUUCUUGAGGAUUUGCCUAAUGAAUGUUGGUGUAACACUUAUUUUCAAGGCAAGAGGUAUGGUGAAAUGUGCACAAAUGCUGCGGAAUCUUUUAAUUCAUGGAUUAGGGAUGGAUGCUAUUUGUUUUCAACUAGUCUUGUUGAUGCUAUACGGGUGAAACUAAUGGGGCAAUUUUCAAGAAGGAGAGAAGUUGGGAAUAAGUGGAAUCAUAUUGUUUGUCCUUUUGUAGAGAAAAAGUUGGAAGAAGCUUUUAAUGAUACAAAAGCAUGGAUAGUUAAGAAAUGUAGCGAUGACAUUUAUGAAAUCCAAUUGGAUCAUUCAGUUAUGGUUGAUAUUGGGAAACGUUGUUGUUCUUGUCGAUUGUGGGAAAUUGAUUCUUUUCCUUGCAAACAUGGUUUUUGUGCUAUAAAGAGGAGUGGGAAGGAUCUGAAUUGCUUUCUUGAUGAUUACUACCGUGUUAGUAGUUAUUAUGAUUCUUAG
Messenger RNA from Camellia sinensis, 987 nucleotides. The record is from RefSeq and is a predicted model, not a curated record. NCBI's taxonomy places the organism in Eukaryota, Viridiplantae, Streptophyta, Magnoliopsida, Ericales, Theaceae.